CUCUCAAUCUUUUAUACUCUUUUCCUGUUCUCCGAGUGAUAAACUUGAGGGUUAAUUUUAACAAUGAGCUGCAGCGGUUGCAGAGUUCUGAGAAAAGGCUGCAGCGACUCCUGCGUUCUCCGGCCAUCUAUUGUUUGGAUUGAGGCUGCUGAAGCUCAAGCUCAUGCUACCGUCUUCGUUGCCAAGUUCUUCGGCCGCGCUGGUCUUCUCUCUUCUCUCUCUUCCGUCCCUGAAUCUCAGUGCCCUGGUAGCUCUUUCCGAUCUCUUCUACUAGAAGCCUGCGGCCGAGCGUGAACCCACUCAACUGGAGGAGGACUACUUUGGACGGGAAACUGGGACGCAUGUGAGGCGGCAGUAGAUUUCGUCCUCAGAGGAGGAAUCCCUCGGCCCAUGGCGCCUGAGCUCGGCGUGAGCACUGCAAAUGGGCUUACUAGAUUGGAGCCUGGCCCAAUUACAUCAUCGUCGACAUCGAAGAAGAAAGAAAAGCUGAUAUCUCUUGGUCAGUGCUUGACAAGGAGACCGAAGCGACGACGAACAGCGACACCAUCGGAUGAGUCGGCCAUGACUAGUGAGUUACGCAGGGAUGAGGCUCAGUUCGAUGAGGAACAGACACAGCUUUUAGAUCUAUUUGUUUGAAUUUGAUGGUACUGAGAAUGAUUUGAUGAGCGUUUAAUUUGUUGGGUUUCGAAUUUUGAGCGCAGGAUGUGACAAAUUCAACAAAUUCAAGUGCGUGGAGUAGAAACUAUAUAGUCGAUCAUGAUCUCCGUGAUUCAAAGAUUGUCUAUUAAACUUGUAGGUUAUAGGGUUGAAUACGAAUGAAGUACUGAUCUAAAGAUUAUUUUAAUUUUGGGUUAAUUACUUGCACAUAGGCCUCC
Asparagus officinalis (garden asparagus) is the source of this 875-nucleotide messenger RNA. Its product is annotated as LOB domain-containing protein 38-like. The transcript is spliced from 2 exons. Gene Ontology annotation, biological process: regulation of gene expression. Lineage: Eukaryota; Viridiplantae; Streptophyta; Magnoliopsida; Asparagales; Asparagaceae. The record is from RefSeq and is a predicted model, not a curated record.